AUGCUGGACUUAGGAUGGCUAAGCCUGGAACACCUGACAAAAAAGCGCACACUGAUGUUCAAGAAAAAGAUGCUAGACUCCAAAGAUUCACUGACAAUGAAGCUCCGAGAGAUCAACGAGAUAUGCAAUCUGCCUUGAGAGAAUAGAUGCAAAGAAUUCAUGAAAGAACUGGGGCUUGAACUAUACAAUGACCGCAUUAUCGAACGGACUGGAUUAAAAGAUUGAAAAGAGCUAAUAGAUAGGGCAGCCAGCGAGAGCAAUUUAAGAGGAGCAAUGAGACGACUUAAGGAGGAAACAUAUAGGACAACGGAGAUAUACAGUUGAGCAAGGAGAGGCACAAAGCAGACAUAUAUGUCUACAUAUUUAAUGGUAAAUUCAGAUAUGCACUCUGCGAUUGGAACCAUUUUCAGGCUCAGGGCUGGAUUUAAUAAUUGCAAGGGUAAUGCGUUUAUAAGGCAUCUAACUGACAACCCAGCAUGUUGUGAGUGUGAAAUCACUGAAACGGAAGAGCACAUGUUUGGCAAUAUCCUCGAUAUGGUAAAAUGAGAGAAAAACUAA
Messenger RNA from Blepharisma stoltei, 558 nucleotides. NCBI's taxonomy places the organism in Eukaryota, Ciliophora, Heterotrichea, Heterotrichida, Blepharismidae. The record is from the annotation of a GenBank genome assembly.